GACGUCACCAGGACUCGAGGUGCCGUGUGCGCUCGUGCCUCCCCGGAGCUCCUCAGUGCUGUUGGAGGAGCAGGAGGAGACAGACUCACCGGGCUCACUAUGGAUCUGUUUACCGCUGGUGGAUGAUGUUUUCACCGCACAUUUGAAGGUCUGAUCCCGUCAAGGACACGGAGCAGAUGCCUGUCGACUGAGAGAAGGAUUAAAUCAGGAGUCCGUCACCUCGUUUAAGUAGGUGUGAAGUGCUGGCUGCAGCCAUGGGCAACCAGCUGACCGACAUCGCUCCCAACACGUCGUUCCUGCCGAGCUUCCAGUCGCUGCACGUGGUCGUCAUCGGACUCGACUCGGCCGGGAAAACCUCGCUGCUCUACAGACUCAAACUGAAGGAGUUUGUGAAGACAAUCCCCACCAAGGGCUUCAACACGGAGAAGAUCAAGGUGGCGGUGGGAGCGUCCCGCACCAUCAACUUCCAGGUGUGGGACGUGGGCGGCCAGGAGAAGCUGCGCCCGCUGUGGAAGUCCUACACCCGGCGGACGGACGGCUUGGUGUUCGUGGUGGACUCCACCGAGCCGGAGCGCAUGGAGGAGGCCAAAGUGGAGCUCCACAAAAUCACCCGCACCUCGGAGAACCAGGGCGUCCCCGUGCUCGUCCUCGCCAACAAGCAGGACCUGGAGUCCGCGGCAUCGGUCGGCGAGGUGGAGAAGCUGCUCGCCGUGCACGAACUGAGCACGUACACGCUGCACCACGUGCAGAGCUGCAGCGCCGUGGACGGCCAGGGGCUGCAGCCGGGCCUGGAGAAACUGUACGAGAUGAUCCUGAAGAGGAAGAAGAUGGUGAAGCACAACAGGAACAGAAAGAGAUGAGGAGAUUUAUCCUCUUAACGGUUUCCUUUUUAAUGGGAGAGCGAUUUGUGCCAACACAACAACAAUCACACCGGGCCGGCCGCGGGGUCAGGACGAAUGGAUUUCACCGUAAUAAGUGAAGCAGUAUUGACAUAUUCUUUGUUCCGCCGUCCUGCCGCUGCCCUUUGAAAGCUUCAGAUAUAGAUUUAAAGGGAACCUCGAUAGCAGUUAGUCUUCACUAAGUGCUUUUCUAAGACGUUUUCCUGUUAACGGACUAAUAACACAUCCAUGUGGCAGGUCCCUCUAAUAUACAAACUGUCCUUAUAAUCCUCCACAUGAUUGCACACUCUGCCCCACUUACUAGCUGUUUUUGUUCCACAGAUGCUUCCUUGAAAUAUUUAUUCCACAUUCUUGUGUUGGUGUUGGACGGAGAGGCUGCUUUUAUUGUGUAAAUGAUGUGAAAUGAAACAACUGGAGAUGGAGAAACACAUGAUGAUGAUGAUGAUGAUUCAAUUUAAAUUGCCAUGGAUCAGUAAUCCCAAGUGCAUUCCUUUCAUGGCCACACACGUUAAGUUUCAGUUCAAUAAUAAUAAUAAUAAUAAUGUUUAUACAAAUUGUACAUUUUUGUAACACUGAAGACUUAAUAAAUCUAAGCACUGUACAGAACA
This is a messenger RNA of Centropristis striata (black sea bass), 1507 nucleotides long. It is a transcript of the gene arl4d, whose product is annotated as ADP-ribosylation factor-like 4D. The record is from RefSeq and is a predicted model, not a curated record. Gene Ontology annotation, molecular function: GTP binding; GTPase activity. Gene Ontology annotation, cellular component: cytoplasm. NCBI's taxonomy places the organism in Eukaryota, Metazoa, Chordata, Actinopteri, Perciformes, Serranidae. The transcript has 2 exons. The coding region runs from base 255 to 860 and encodes 201 amino acids. Gene Ontology annotation, biological process: intracellular protein transport; vesicle-mediated transport.